AUGGUAGCGGCGGCAUUGGCGCUGCAGCUGGUCAGCUGUGUUGCCUGCCUGUCGGUUUGUGGUUAUCGCAGCUCCCGGAAGGGAGUAUCGGCAGCAUUCACGGCUAAGAGUGUAAUAUGCGGACCAUUCACGCCUUGUGAUGCGUCAAAAAGGCUGGAUCACGCGCGGAGCUCCUCUACACAGUUGUAUGCAUCGGCAUCUGUGAGUCCUGCUCCUUCUGCAUCUGCUGAACAUGCCGUGCCUCCUCCCGACGGCUCAGCUGAUGAUGACGGUGACUACGAUGCGGAGGCGCUGGCCGAUGCUUUCACCCACGGUGCCAGUGCUCCGAUGCUGCGGCAAAUCAGCAGUCGUUUGACGAAGAUGCAUGUCGUAAAGCAUGACCUUCGUGUCGAUCCGUACCCCGAGGUGAGCGAGGAGAGCGCCAGUACCGUUGUAGAUGUUGGCCGUAUUGCAACUGCUCACGGCAAUCUCCGUGAGGGGGAAGAGCUGGAGUCGACAAAAUAUCGUGUGCGUGGGCGCAUCAAGUCGAUCAGGUUUGAUGGCUUGUUUGUGGUUAUCGAGGAUGUCAACGGUGACGGCCUGCAGGUCAUGUUCAGACGCAACCAAGACAUCGCAGUGGGUGGAGCGCCGUUCAAUGCCACUCGUGUUGGAGAUAUACUCGACAUCGGCGACAUUAUACUCAUAGAAGGGCACCCGAAGCGAACGACGACAGGCGAGAUGACGUUGGUGGCGCACUCCAUGGAGGUGCUUGCCAAGUGUCUGCUGCCCAUGCCCGACGGCUUCCACGGUCUGAGGGACGUAGACACCAGACAGAGGUUGCGCCACCUAGAUAUAAUGACGUGCCAGGACAGCAAGCAUAUACUCCUGCAACGGUCUCAAAUGGUCUGGCUGCUGCGCCAGUUUCUCCACGACCGCGGUUAUAUCGAGGUCGAGACGCCGAUACUCUACCACGGGUACAGCGGCGCGCAAGCAACGCCGUUUGUCACGCGUUCUGAAGCCCUAGACCAGAAGCUUUAUCUUAGGAUCGCACCUGAGCUAUUCCUGAAGCGCCUGGUCACCGGCGGCCUCGCCGAUAGGGUCUUCGAGAUCGGCAAAUGCUUCCGCAACGAGGGAACGAGCACACAUCACUCCCCGGAGUUCACUAUGCUCGAACUGUACCAGCAGAUGGGCGACGUGGGAGAUAUGAUACGAUUGACAGAGGAGAUUGUGGCAACGAUCGCGACUGGGUUGCGCGUCGCCGUUCCCAAAUUCACGACGAAGUCGAUGAGCGAACUCAUAGAAGAACACGUUGGGAUCAAGGUAGAAGAAUGUAGUAAAGAGCAGCUAAGGAAUGCACUGGUGGAGAGGGGUGUUAAUGGGUCGGAGUUGCAUGAUACGACGUGGGGAGGGCUGGUUUGUGACCUUUUCAAGCAUGCCGUUGAAGACAAAAUACGGGAUCCCACGCACGUAAUCGCGUUACCGGCAGACUCCUCCCCACUGGCAGCGGUUGAUUCCGACGGCGUUCACGGACGAGUGUUCGAAUCGUACCUCGGCGGCCUGGAGUUCGCCCAUGGAUGCACCGAGGAAUGCGACCCCGUCAAACUCCUGCGCAAACUAGACCGCUGCCGAGAGGAAGGCCUGAGCAACUCGAGGGAUACGGAGUUCCUAAACGCCAUGGCGUACGGAAUGCCGCCCACAGCGGGGCUCGGCAUUGGGAUCGAUCGGCUCCUGAUGGCCCUCACGGGGGCAGGCAGCAUCAAGCAAACGCAGACAUUCCCGUUGUUGAAAAAUGUAGAAUAG
This is a messenger RNA of Babesia ovata, 1779 nucleotides long. RefSeq names its product lysyl-tRNA synthetase. The record is from RefSeq and is a predicted model, not a curated record. Gene Ontology annotation, molecular function: ATP binding; tRNA binding; lysine-tRNA ligase activity. Gene Ontology annotation, cellular component: cytosol; cytoplasm. The transcript has a single exon. The coding region runs from base 1 to 1779 and encodes 592 amino acids. NCBI's taxonomy places the organism in Eukaryota, Apicomplexa, Aconoidasida, Piroplasmida, Babesiidae. Gene Ontology annotation, biological process: lysyl-tRNA aminoacylation.